This is a messenger RNA of Mesorhabditis spiculigera, 501 nucleotides long. The record is from the annotation of a GenBank genome assembly. NCBI's taxonomy places the organism in Eukaryota, Metazoa, Nematoda, Chromadorea, Rhabditida, Rhabditidae.
AUGCUAAUUUUUGUAGGCACUGUUCCGACGAUCGCCAAUCAGACGGUUGCCAACAGCACGCUCGGCAAUCAGACGUCCGGAAACCAUACGCCCCGGACCCAGAACGCGGACCAGCAACAGCCGCCCACGACGCCCAUGGGAUACUACGACCAGGCUACCCACCCGGACAAUCGCUUCACCGUCCUGAUGAGCGCCGCCGCGCUCCUCGUCGGCCUCAUCGCGCUCGGCAUCGGCUGCGCGCUGGUGUGCCGCGCGGGAGCGGUGAAGGAAGUUGGUGCCCCGGUCAGGAAGCUGAAGAGCAAGAAGAAGCGCAAGAGGAGCAAGAGCGACAAGAGCAGCAAGAAGAGCAGCAAAAAGAGCAGCAAGAAAAGUAGUAAGAGAAGCAGCAAGAAGGGCAGCGAUAAGCCGGGGAAGAAGAGCAGCAAGAGGAAGGGGAAGGAUAAGCCAAGGGCCAAGACAGACGAGCAGGAGAUGACCGAGGGCGAAGAGUCGAACGCCCCC